AUGGAAUCAAUGGGUCGUGUUGUUGGAUUGGGAAUGGAGAUCUUAAACCAAUCUAACUACCGGUUAUGGAAGUCAUGUAUGGAGUCAUACUUGGUGAGUGAGGACUUAUGGGAUGUCGUCGGCGGCAGUAGCACCACACCACCAAUGGGAGCUGCUGCGACAGCGGAAGCGACAAAGGAAUGGACACGGAAGAAUGCCAAGGCGGAGUUUGCAUUGAAGAGGUCAAUAUCCUCGGGAGUAUUUGAGCAUGUCUCAAGGUGCACAUCCGCUAGUUCCAUUUGGCAAGCGUUGGACCAACUGUUCAACAAGAAGAAUGAGGCUCGUCUACAACUGUUAGAGAACGAGUUGGCGAAUGCGAAGCAGGGGGAGUCUUCAAUCUCAGAGUUCUUCAUCAAGGUAAAGAACCUUUGCUCUGAGAUUAACACUCUUAAUCCGGAGGAGUCUAUUUCGGAAGCUCGGUUAAAGCGGUCUAUUAUUCGUGGUUUACGACCCGAAUAUACACCGUUUGUGACUUCCGUUCAAGGAUGGGCUACACAACCUUCCUUGGAGGAGUUUGAAAAUCUGCUAGCUUCGCAAGAAUCCUUAGCCACGCAAAUGGCGGGAGUCAAAAUCCAUGAUGACUCGGGGAGCGCUUUUGUAGCUCGGAGGCAACAGAGCUACAAAGGAAAAACCAAGAAUGAUGGUGUAAAGAAUAAUGAUGGACGGGAAAGAUCUUCUACGGGAGACAAGAAGCAGUUCAAGUGUUACCGGUGUGGAAAGCUUGGGCAUUUCAAAAAGGACUGUCGGGUCAAGCUGAAGGAAACCAAUAUGGCGGAAUCAAAAAGUCAUACUGAAGACGAAGAUUGGGGGAAAUGUUUCACGGUGGAGGCUGCAUCUUCAGGUACAUCCACAACUAAAAAUCUUGGAAAUGAUUGGAUUGUGGAUUCGGGUUGUAGCCAUCAUAUUACCGGAAACGAGAAGUUAUUUUCUAGUCUUCAACGUCAUGACGGGAAAGAAGCUAUCAUCACUGCGGAUAAUUCAAUCCACCGGGUUGAGAAGGAAGGGACUAUUGUUAUUGAAGGAGAAGAAGGAGGCCCAAUCACUCUCAAGAACGUAUACCAUGUCCCUGGAGUUAAGAAGAAUCUUCUUUCCGUGGUGAAUGCGGUGGACUCAGGUAACUACGUUUUAUUUGGACCAAAAGACGUUAAAUUCUUGAAGAAUAUUCAAGAGUUAAAGGCGGACGUAGUUCACACCGGAGCACGGGUUAAAGAUCUUUAUGUCUUAUCGGCCUCAAAUUCGUACAUUGAGAAGAUGAGUACGAAUGAUAAUGCUUUUAUUUGGCAUGCUAGGCUUGGCCAUAUAAAUAUGACUAAGCUGAAGGCUAUGGUGAAUAAAGAUCUGGUUAAUGGGCUCCCAAAGUUGAAGAUUCAAGAUGAAGGAAAGCUUUGUGAAGGUUGUCAAUAUGGAAAAUCACAUAGACUUCCAUUUGACAAUUCUACUUCACGAUGCAAUGCUCCGUUGGAGAGGAUCCAUAGUGAUUUGAUGGGUCCGACGAGAACAUCCUCCUAUUCCGGGUUCCGCUACAUGCUGUUGUUCGUUGAUGAUUACUCACGGUACACCUGGGUAUACUUUGUGAAGGAAAAGUCAGAAGUAUUCUCCAAGUUUCAAGAAUUCAAGGUUACCGUGGAAGGAGAGUUGGGUCGGAAAAUCAAGACCUUAAGGACGGAUAAUGGAGGGGAGUUUAUGUCAAACGAGUUUCUCUCUUUCUGCCGAAAGCAUGGUAUCAAGAGAGAAUUUUCAUGUCCAUACACACCUCAACAAAAUGGAGUAGCAGAAAGGAAGAUAAGGCAUCUAAGUGAGACGUGUAGAAGCUGGCUACAUGCGAAGAAUUUGCCUAAGGCUCUAUGGGCAGAAGGGAUGAGAUGUGCAGCCUAUGUCAUCAAUCGGAUGCCGCUUAGUCCAAAUAAUAUGAAGUCUCCUUAUGAGAUGGUUCAUGGGAAGAAGCCAACAGUGAAACAUCUCAGGAUAUUUGGAUCUAUCUGCUAUGUCCAUGUGUUCGACUCUCAAAGAACCAAGCUGGAGGCAAAGGCGAAAAAGUGCAUCUUUGUCGGCUAUGAUGAACAAAGGAAGGGGUGGAGGUGUAUGGAUCCAGAGACACACAGAUACACUGUAUCUCGUGAUGUUGUCUUUGAUGAAGUGUCUUCAUAUUACGGAUCUCCUCAAGUCUUGGUUGAGCAAGAUGGUGCGGGCUCACUUAAAGACGAUGAACCAGCUGCUCAGAUACCAAGUGAUGGUGGAAUUUCUGAACCAGAGAUGCAAGGUGAAAGGGGGAGCACUAACCAAGAGGAAGAGGAGGAGGAAGAUCAUGGUUCCUUGGCUAAUCAACGACCAAAACGGGACAUCGUUAAACCUGCUCGGUACAGAGAUGAAAGGUUUGUUACUACUUACUCAUGCUACUUUGCAUCUCCUUUUGAUGAAGAAGAACCAUCAUCUUAUGAUGAAGCAAAAGGAGUUAAAGAGUGGGAGACCGCAAUGAAGGAGGAGAUGGAUGCUCUAAAGAACAAUUGA
Molecule: messenger RNA, 2547 nt
Organism: Microthlaspi erraticum
Lineage: Eukaryota; Viridiplantae; Streptophyta; Magnoliopsida; Brassicales; Brassicaceae
Source: the annotation of a GenBank genome assembly